Messenger RNA from Trichoderma aggressivum f. europaeum, 1587 nucleotides. RefSeq lists its product as uncharacterized. Gene Ontology annotation, cellular component: membrane. Bases 1 to 1587 code for a protein of 528 amino acids. Lineage: Eukaryota; Fungi; Ascomycota; Sordariomycetes; Hypocreales; Hypocreaceae. The record is from RefSeq and is a predicted model, not a curated record. Gene Ontology annotation, biological process: transmembrane transport; carbohydrate transport. The transcript has 3 exons. Gene Ontology annotation, molecular function: carbohydrate:proton symporter activity.
AUGGCGGAGAAAAACGACCUCCAACGCGAAGAGACGCGGCCAGACUCUAUUCGCGACUUGAAGCAUGGUGGUGCCACCGCCGAAGCCAUCGAGGCAAUUCGUGCCGAGCACGAGCUCACCUUUGGAGAGGCCCUGAAGCUGUAUCCCAAGGCCAUUGCCUGGUCGGGCUUUGUGUCCAUUGGUGUAAUCAUGCUUGCCUUUGAUCCCCAGCUUAUCGGAAAUCUGUAUUCGACACCUCAGUUUGCUCGUGACUUUGGGCACUUGUACAAGGGAGAUUGGGUGAUUGAAGCUUCCUGGCAGACCGCUCUCUCAAUGGGCAACCCAAUCGGCCAAGUUCUCGGUGCACUCUUCGCCGCUUACCCCAUGGAUUACUUUGGUCGAAAACUCACCUUUGCCGCCUGUGUCAUCCUCACCGCCGGCAUCGUCUUUAUUCAGUUCUUCUCCAAGACUCUCGGCGUUCUUCUCGCCGGAGAAUUACUGGCUGGUCUCGUUCUUGGAAUGUUCGUCGUCAUUGCGCCAGCUUAUGCCUCCGAGGUCUGUCCCACCGCGCUUCGUGGUCAUCUCACCUCAUUCGUCAACCUUUGCUUCGUCAUCGGUCAACUGCUAGGAAACGGUGUCACUGCUGGUACGUCCAAGCUCGAAAACCACUGGGCCUACAAGAUCCCUUUCCUGCUUCAGUGGUUCUGGAUCCUCGUCAUCCUCCCUGGUAUGGCCUUCAUCCCGGAAAGUCCAUGGUGGUUGGUUCGCAAGAACCGCUUGGAGGACGCUGAAAAGUCGCUGCGGCGUCUGGCAUCGCCCAAGGUGAAUGUUCAAGCUACUUUGGCUUUCAUCGUCGAGACCGAUCGUUUGGAGCUGGAACUCGAGGCUGGCAGCACAUACUGGGAUUGCUUCAAGGGUGACAACUGGCGCCGAACUGAAAUUUCCAUGGGUGUUUAUUGCACUCAGGUCCUCAGUGGUAUCUACCUCAUCAACUAUGGCACCUUUUUCUUUCAGCAGGCUGGUCUUCCUACCGCCCGCGCCUUUGACAUGUCCGUUGGAUUCUUGGCCGUUGGUUUCGUCGGAACGCUCGUCUCAUGGGGUCUCAUGCUCAAAUUCGGUCGCCGCACGCUCUUCGUCUCGGGUCUCGCGAUGCUCGUCGUCCUCCAGUUCGUCAUCGGCAUUCUCGAUUGCGUCCCCGGUCGACCUUCCGGUGCCAUCUGGGCCGAGUCGUCCCUCAUGCUCAUCUGGAACUUCUUCUACGACAUCUCCAUCGGCCCCGUCUGCUUCGUCUUGCUUGGUGAAUGCUCCGCUACGCGUGUCCGCUCCAAGACAAUUGCUGCCGCCACCGCCGCUCAGGGACUCCUGGGCAUCGUCAUGACCGUUGCCAUUCCGUACAUGAUCAACCCGGAGCAGGCCAAUUUGCAAGGCAAGCUGGGCUUCUUCUUUGGCGGCCUUGCUCUCAUCUGCCUGGUUUGGUCUUAUUUCCGCGUUCCCGAGACUAUGGGCCGUACCUUUGAGGAACUUGAUCUUCUGUUCGACAAGAAGGUGCCUGCGAGGCAAUUCAAGGGCUAUAGGCUGGAGGGCGCGGUGUCGGCCGGCGCGGCGUGA